Fomitopsis serialis is the source of this 1519-nucleotide messenger RNA. RefSeq lists its product as uncharacterized. Gene Ontology annotation, cellular component: nucleus. The transcript is spliced from 10 exons. Lineage: Eukaryota; Fungi; Basidiomycota; Agaricomycetes; Polyporales; Fomitopsidaceae. Bases 92 to 1249 code for a protein of 385 amino acids. The record is from RefSeq and is a predicted model, not a curated record.
CAAACUCUCCUGGAGACGGCGUUCUGCCGCAUAUACCCCCUCUGUCAUCUCUUCUCGGGCACUUCUCUUGUCCUCCGCAGCACUCGUGAAGAUGUCUGAGAUCGACAUGGACGAGUCCGGCGGACAGGCCAACGAGGACGGGACGCUGUCGGUGGAAUGGACACUGGGGGAUGUGCGAAAAGAGGUGGAGCGGCGUAUGUCUCUCGAAGCCGAGACACUCGCCCCCAAGGAAUACAAGAGAGUUGUGAAGGAGGCAAUCAACUCAACUCAGCAAGAGCUGGACCGCGAGAAUGAAGAAGCAGCCGCAAAAUCAAAGCCCGCGAAGAAGGGCAAGACAACCAAAACCACCCAGCCCACUAAAGAGCGCAGCAAACCCGAGGGCACCUCUAGCAGCACGAAGAAGCCUACAGAGAAGCGUCCGCCCACGAAGAGGUCUAGAAAGUCUCAGACACCUAAACGUUCUGCGUCCGUAGUACCGUCUUCGGAUGAUGAGAUGCGUGGAGAGGAAGCUACUACAUCCUCCGCCAAGUCUGCCCCGGAGGCUGCUCCAAAGACGAAGACACAGAAAACUGUGGUGUCGGACGAGGAGUUCGAUGCAGAGAAGUCACUAGAGCCUCCAAAGAAACGUCAGAAGAAUAACACCGAGGCUGAAGACAUCGAGAUGCAAGAUACGGAGGCCGCGUCAAAAGCCAAACCUGAGGCUAGCGCGAGCCCGGGUGUUAGAGACACGAAACACGACAAUGCGCUCAAUUCUGAUCCCGCUGACACUGUGGCAGACAGUGGCUAUAAAUCUACCAAGGAGCCAAAGGCGAGGAAGUCGAAGCAGCCCUCAAAGGAGCUCACGAAAGAUGAAGAGACCAUCAAACGUUUGAAGUCUCUGGUCGUUGCGUGUGGCGUGCGCAAACAGUGGGCAAAGGAGUUCAAGGGAAUGGAUAGGCCGUCCGAACAGAUUAGGCGGCUCAAGCAGAUACUCUCCGACCUUGGCAUGGCGGGUCGUAUGAGUCUUGAGCAGGCAAAGGCCAUUCGAGAGAAACGAGAGCUUGCGCAGGAACUUGAGGACGUGAAGAACUUCGAGCAGUCCGUGGUAUCCAAUAAGCGUGCCAGCCGGUUGAAGGAGAAAACACAGACGACAGAAGAAGCCCCCGAGGAAGAGUCAGAUGAAGAUGUGGCGGAGAUGUCGAAGCGACCACGGGGUACUGCUCGCCAAAGCAUCAUGGCUUUCUUGGGAGACCAAAGCGACGACGACUGAUUGAUCCUUCCAAUUAUCCGUUUGCUUUUCUUGACUUCCUCCAUCGAACGCAUUGCUGUAAUAUUUCGCUGGCUGCGAACAUAUGGUUAUUUGACUGUGUUCAAAUAGUACUCCACGACUCCUUACUGGGUUACAUACUGUCACUGUGGUACUUGUAUGAUUCAGAAUAAUGAAAUUGUCGCCUGAUCUCUGCAUAUGCUAUAUGCUGCAUCGUAAGGAUAUGGCUAACCUAUGCAGUUGGUUGAGACUUCGUUUCUGCGAGAGGUGCGG